This is a messenger RNA of Penicillium brevicompactum, 501 nucleotides long. RefSeq lists its product as uncharacterized. The coding region runs from base 1 to 501 and encodes 166 amino acids. NCBI's taxonomy places the organism in Eukaryota, Fungi, Ascomycota, Eurotiomycetes, Eurotiales, Aspergillaceae. The transcript has 2 exons. The record is from RefSeq and is a predicted model, not a curated record.
AUGAGUGGCGCCUCCAUCGGACACCCAUUGGCCAGGUGCUUGCGUUCACCUUUCAAUCGCUGGCCGCCGAAGCUCCGUCUUAAGAGUGGCAUGAUGCGGUACCCGGCAAGUAAUGACCUAGGAGGUCAAAUACCUGGGCCUGUUGGGAAAAAUCCCCGAACUCUCCGUGAAGACCCGCCGGCCUCCAAUUAUCGACCACUCGCACUGGAAACGAGAGCCGAAAACACACAAGACACGAUCCCCAUGCUCGCUGCCAACCAGGCAUCACUCGUUGACCGAGGCAGCGGCAGUGAUGAAGAACCGCAUUCACCAUCCACCGCAGCAGCGGUGCGCAGCCGGUUGAGCCGCGGCCGAGGCAACAAUUGUCAAUCGUCUAAGGGAAGCGAAAGCACACGAGCUGGCCGGGACAACAAACUGACCUCUCGAAAAGACGGGCAAUCUACACGCCUACUGCACAAUUGCCUGCAUGCGCGGCAUGGUCAACCGAGACCAUCUGGAUAA